Messenger RNA from Sardina pilchardus (European sardine), 1645 nucleotides. It is a transcript of the gene batf, whose product is annotated as basic leucine zipper transcription factor, ATF-like. Bases 283 to 660 code for a protein of 125 amino acids. The transcript has 3 exons. Gene Ontology annotation, cellular component: nucleus. Gene Ontology annotation, biological process: regulation of transcription by RNA polymerase II. Lineage: Eukaryota; Metazoa; Chordata; Actinopteri; Clupeiformes; Clupeidae. The record is from RefSeq and is a predicted model, not a curated record. Gene Ontology annotation, molecular function: DNA-binding transcription factor activity, RNA polymerase II-specific; RNA polymerase II cis-regulatory region sequence-specific DNA binding.
UCUCACAAAUAGUAGAGCACUCUAGAGAAAGUCUGCGGCAAAGAGAACGAGUGUGUGUGUGUGAAAGAGAGAGAGAGGGGAGAGAGAAAGAGAGAAGAAAAGAAAGGAAAACAGGCAUUGCUCAUUUACAAAACAGCGAUCAGCGCAGCGAUCGCUUCAUCACCUCCAGUGUACAUAUUUGGAACGCACACACACAACACACAAACAGAGAGCCACUACGCACACAGAAAGCAGAAGUUAAAAGAGGAAAGCCGGGUUUUUUUUCUCAGCAACGAGGCUGGUAUGGCACAGGGCUCUGACAGUAACGACACCAGCUACACCAGGUCCCCUUCUCCGGGCAGCACACGGGGCUCCCAGGACGACAUGAGAAAGGUGAUGAGGAGGGAGAAGAAUCGCAUCGCCGCUCAGAAGAGCAGGCUACGACAGACCCAAAAGGCCGACAGUUUGCAUUUGGAGAGCGAGAACCUGGAAAAGGAGAACGCUGCUUUGAGAAAAGAAGUGAAGAGGCUUCGAGAGGAAGCAAAGUAUCUGACUUCAGUCCUGAACAACCAUGAACCCGUGUGCACCGGCCUAAGCUCGCCCUCGUCCUCAGAUCUGCUCUACGGCGCCCACCACGGAGGUUACCACCAGCACAUUGCAGUGCAGCACUACCCCCUCUGACCAUGGGGUGGCGUAAACAAGUCAUGAAUGAAGUGUCACCUUUUUUGGGGAGAAGGUGAGGUUGGCGAGAUUGAACUUUCACUUGGAUGCAAAGAAGAGGCUUUCACAGAGCCACCUAAGACAUUGUUUUGGAUCAGUGUCCAUCUCAAAUUACUGGUUCCCACAACGUGACAGCUGAUGAGUGUAACUAGUAGGCUAGCCUACUUCUGCAAUUGAGAAAGCAAACCAUGGUUUACAAGUUUUUACAACACAGGGAAACAAAGUGGUUCUCUAAAUAGAAAUGAAUGUAAAAAAGCAUAUUAUGUAUGAAUAUAACUUUGUAUAUUGGACAACUUUUACACCUCGUGCAAUUACGAUUAAUGACAAAAUACAAUAAGGCAAAUAUGUCACUUGUGUCUGCGCAUAGUCUACUUUGGGUACCAUUUGUGAAAUAUGUAUAACGUGGCCCUUCAGUAUUGAAUGUAAUGUUCCUUUUAUAUAGUCUUUGAAAAGAUAUCUAGUGUAUCUCCUUUUUGCUGAGAUUUUUAGUUCGCUAUUCUAAUCCACAUUUUCAAAUUCAGGUACUGAUCUUAGAGCAACCUAAGAGAAAUAAUGUGUUCCUUCACAAUCCUGGCGCUGUGAAUGAGGGACAAACAAUUGUGUCUCAAACCGGACAAUUCUAGGCAAUCAGCACAUUGCCUCAGAAGAACAGAAGGAUGUGAUUUGAUUGGCUCCACUUUGCGUCAGGUUGUGAACUGCCCAUCUUUAAUGACGAGCCCUUGCAAUACAGUAGGCUGUGUUAAAUUAUAGUCUGAGCCAGCAAAUUAUUAUUUCUAAUGUUAAUUUCUGUUUCAAGUUUUCAACCUUUUUAAAGUUCGAAUGGAAAUUUGCAUAGAUGCAUCCUUUCACAACUGUUGCUCUCACGAUUCCAUAUAAAUAACUUAAGCCAAUGUUGUUUUGAAAAUGUUUGUGCUGUUGUUUAUAAAUGUAAGCCAUCUUUGGAAAA